Aspergillus melleus is the source of this 657-nucleotide messenger RNA. RefSeq lists its product as uncharacterized. The record is from RefSeq and is a predicted model, not a curated record. Lineage: Eukaryota; Fungi; Ascomycota; Eurotiomycetes; Eurotiales; Aspergillaceae. Bases 1 to 657 code for a protein of 218 amino acids. The transcript has a single exon.
AUGUCCCAAUACCUCCCCCUAGACCAAACAGACAUAGAGCAACCUCUCAACAAUGAGAAAACCACCACACCCACCCCCUCUCUUCGAUGGCCCAUCCUCCUCCGCAACGGACUCGUCUCCCUCCUCGCCCUCUACGGGCUCAUCAGCCUAACCAUGCAAAUAUACACCUACCUCCCCAUCCCAUCUCCACGCAAAACCCACUCCUGCGCCUGCGGCUCAACCCCGGAGGAAGCCCUCUCCCGAGGCUGCAAAUUCGACCCCUUCGCACUCGCCUGGCUCCCAGACACCUGCCGCGACGACGCCCUAAUCGAGGAAUUCGAAGACCUCGGCAAAACGAACAACCACAGCUGGACGUUCUACACGUGGCCAAACGCAGAUCGGAUACUCACGCUGCAAGAAGUCUCGACGAUGGCGGAUGUGGUGGGCACGGAGAAUCGUACUGCGGUUACUACGACAGUGGAUUGGCAUCAUACGCAUUGUCUCUAUUUGUGGCGGAAGUUGUAUCGAAGCAGGUAUACGGGUCUUACGAUGGAGGGGAGGUAUGAUUCGGAACAUCAUCAGAAACAUUGCGUGGAGAGUAUUCUGGAGUGGGUGAGGGUUCAGGAGGAGGCGGGGAGGUUGAUUGGGGGGUCGGUGGUGGAUUUGUAUGCCGAUUAG